AUGGAUUCUUUGACGGAUGCCCAAAGAAGAGCGAAUUGUUUCGGGCUUGGACCAUCAGUUAGAUUCUCAGAAGAUGCACGAGAGGUUAUCUAUGGACAACAAGCAGUAAUUGACAUAACGAAAACCUCUCAAAAAAAACAUCCGAAAAUGAAGUCUCAAAGAAUAAUAUUGAAGUCUCAUGUACCGCAAUCAUCGGCCGCACGGGUUACAGAGUCUCAGAUCAUGAUAUGCCAAAACUCUCACGUUUUAUCCGACAAUCAGAAGUCUAGACUGAGCUUUAGAAGAAGAAUACAUUCCGUCAGCCCACUCCUGCGUCAAGCUAUAUUCUCAAGACCAAAAAUCCGGGUUCAGAUUAGAGAGAAAGAGGAUCUCUUAAAAAUCCGAGAGGAUUCCAAAAUCGAAACUAUGAUAUGCACGAGAACGUACACCGAAAGAAAGAUCGAUAAGGCGUGUAAACCAUAUGGAACAGGUGUUUCUCAGAUAUGGUCUCGCUGUCAUAAACCAUUUCGAAAAGGGAGUGUGUCUCUAAGAUUAAAGAAAUCUAUGAUACAGAAGAUAUCGUGCGGCCAAGGAACAUGUUUUAAUGCCGGCGAAACAGACCAUAUGAAGCCGUCGCCCAAGAGAAAUCCACAUGUUUGUAUUGCUAACUCUUCUGCUACUCUGCGGGAACCUCUAUACCGUGAUAGAACAAUAGGAGAAAUGCAAGGUUCUAGACGUCGAAAUACAGAUGCUAGUACCGGUUGCAUUGCGAACAGUCGAUUUUGUGAUGAAAACCAUCAAAUUAACCCCAUUCUUGGUUCUGGGACGCCUCCGAGAGAUUUUAUCAGCGGCCCAAAAAUUUGCCAUAGAAGAGCAAACUUUGUUCAGGGCCCCGGAUUACUGUCAACAGGAAGCAACAGCUCUAGAAUGUACAAUAUUAAUUCAUAUCCAAAUUCAACGGUUGCUAGUGAGAAUUUGCAUUCGCAUCAUCCGGUCCGUGAUUGUAAAUUGGGAACAAGAAAUAUCACAACAUGUACCCAUGAUCCGUCAAAUCUGGCUGAAUCAUAUAGAGGCCUAGAGCAUGAGAAUACCAUUGCUUUUCUAAUUCAGCUCGCACAGAAUGUUGGCGAAUCAGAGCAUGGCAGGAUUGCGGCUGUGCAAGAGAACCACAGCGGGGCUGAGCAAGCACUAAUCUUGAAAAUUGUCAGCCAUGGUGUUAGUUGGGCUCGUGCAUCUGAGAAUUGCACGUAA
Molecule: messenger RNA, 1230 nt
Organism: Blumeria graminis f. sp. triticale
Lineage: Eukaryota; Fungi; Ascomycota; Leotiomycetes; Helotiales; Erysiphaceae
Source: the annotation of a GenBank genome assembly